UCUAUCUACUCAUGUUUACUGCGUAUUUCGUGGUUUUCAGUGUGUUUAUAUACUUCUUCAAACAAAAUUUUAUUGACCCUGAAAUUUAAGGAAUAUAAAAUUCAUAUUCAUUUAAGUUUUAUGAUAAAGUUUAAUGUUUGAAAAUAGUCAAUUUAUAGACAUUAUCAGACACUAAUGCAUAUGUGUAGAAAUUGCUGUUAUUAGUUGCUAUAAGAAUGGGCGCUGAAAGGAACUUUGCUCUUAUUAGGUUAAGUUUACAUCGGAUAUUAAACCUAUAGAUGAAUUGGUAUAUGACUGACCGCUCCCGUUCACUAACCUAGGUUAAGGAAUUACUUAAUAGGUUUGAAUUCUUUUUAAUGUGAUAAAAGGAGAUUCCAACAAUUAUAAGACUGUCUUUAAUACUUUUUCAAAGAGACCAAAUAAAUUCCACAAUUAAGAAAAUGAAUAUAAAUUUUUAAGAAAAAAAGUGUACAUAUUUGCGAAUGUUUACUUCGUUAUAAUAAUACAAUAUAUAUAGUAAUAUUAAACUGUAUUAAAAAAUCUCUUCCAUCAUCUUACGAAAAUGAGUACAUGGACUGAAAGAAUACACCGUCGUGCAGCUACAUUUGGAAAUGUUGUUGCAAGUUGUGGUCAUCCUUCCUCUGUAUCUCCUUAUUCCAGACGACUUGAAAAAGUAAAGUUUGGAGUACCUCUAAACGAAGUAUUAAUAUUAAAACUAAAUAAAGAAGCUCCUUUAAGGAAAGAUAUAUUUCGUGCUCCAGGACAUCAAGGGAACAUGAAGAAGCUUAUAUAUUUUUUACAGACUGGUCGACUGAUUAAUAUGGAUAAUUUUAGUGUUUAUACAAUUGCUAGUGCUCUAAAAAAGUUUCUACGUAAAAUCCCUGGAGGAGUUUUUGGACGGGAAGGGGAAAUGCAACUGUUUACUGUAAUUCAACUUGAGAGUAUUGAGCAACAAAGGGACCAAAUUCAUAAAAAAUAUUUCAUUAUGGAAGACGAACUGUAUGUGAUCGUUUUAUUUGAGGAUGGAAUGCAGGUUACACUAAAAGAUUGGACAGUCAGUGAAAAUGGCAAUAUAACUGCCUCUUACUAUCCGAUAAACGUGACGUCACUUGAGCUUCAUAAAUUGUUACUUUCAAAAACUCCAAAAAAAGAUGAAUGGUGUAAAACCGAUGGACAACCGUACCCGAUUAUCAAAGUAUUUGAUACAGCAAAAACUCUCGAAGCAGCGAGAAAAAAAGAAGCUCUGCAUCUACAGUUGUCUGAAGUCGAAAGUGAUGAAGGGAAAAUUAAUGACAAAUUAAAGCAAAGCAGACACUCCAGGUGUGUAAAACAAAUGGUUGAUGAAGAAACUCCUAAUUCAAAUGCCAGUAAGAAAGUACAAAAGCGAAAAAUUUUCUCGAACAUUACCAAUUCUCUGUGGCGGCCAUCAGGAAUUGAGAAAAAGAAGAAAUAUAAUGCUGGUAUUAAUAAGGGCAAUCUUCAUGAUGACAGUGGUGGUAGUGCUACCAAUAAUAAUGAUGCCCCUCAUCAAGAUGACACCAAUUUUAAUGAUCAUGGAAUUUUUGAUGACAACCUUUAUGAUGCCGAUGGUAAUUUCAUAAUUGAUAAUCUUCAUGACGGUAGUACACCAGAAGAUUUAAAUGCAUUGAAGCCAAAUGCUGAUGAAGUCACUGCAACAGAAAGUCUUGAAACAGUCGUUGUUCAUUCUGUUAGAGAAGGAAACGAUUCUCGUGACUCAGUAGGUACUCCUAGUCCGUUAAGAGGAGAUGAUACUUCGAAAGAAACAAAUCCUGCUAAAGUUACUACAACAGAAAGUCUUGAAACAGUCGUUUCUCGUUCUAUUGGAGCAGGAAGCGAUUUGUGCAACUUAGUAGCUACUCCUGGUCCAUCAAGAGGAUAUGGUACUUCGAAAGGCAAUGUUUCUACAACAAAAAAUCUUGCAGUAGGAAAUGAUUCUCACAAUUCAGCAGCUAUUGCCGGUCCAUCAGGACAACAUACGCCAAGAGCGGAUAAUUCGACAAAAGUAAUAUUAAACUCAAUAAAUGAAUUAAAAGUAAUGGUAAUGUCGAACACUGGAAACCAAGGAGCUCCAGAACAAAGAAUUAGAAUACGUGUUAGUUUUGACAACAGGGACAAAGACUUAAAAAAAUUUCCUGUUCAAACUGUUCGUGAUUUGAAAAAGAUGAAUAAGAAGCUAGUUAAUUCAAAUUUUUCAUCAAAAUUGACUAAUGCUCUAGCUGGUCUAGGAUACAGUUGCAACCUGAGUAUCACAGUAAAUAAAAUGAUGAAUCAACUUUUCUCAUAUAAAGUUGGGCAGGAAUACAGCUAUGAUGGAAGAUCGCAAAAGAAGCCGGCCUUCAAACAAUUGCGCUUUAGUACUAUAAUAUGCAACGCGGUUAAUAUGUUGCUUCAAGAAAAACAGUUCUCCCGGGAGGAUGUACACAACUCGAUUAAAGCGUGGUUAUACCAUUGCAAGGGAAAUGAAAUACGUCAACAGGCUAAAUUGGAAGCGCAACGUAGGAGGGAAGAGAAUGAAAGGCUUCAAUUAGAGGAGAGCGAAACUUCAAGUCUAAGCGAGGGUGAAGAUCGAGAUGCAGAGGAAAAAUGAGAGCAAAUGUUUUUAAAAAUUAUAUAUGUUAAAAAUUGUCAACAACAGAAGUGGUUAUAUAAUAAUCACGAUUUAAACCAUUAUUUAAGUUAAUGGGUCUUUUUAGAUUAAAUCACGUGCUAAAAUGCGAUUUAAAAAAUUUAAUUUGAUUUUAUGUUUUUAGUUUAAAUCGUAAAACAUAUCUGUAUUAAAACACACAACACACUGUAACAAGUCGCAUAUUAUAUAUAUUAAUUUA
Leptopilina boulardi is the source of this 2846-nucleotide messenger RNA. RefSeq lists its product as uncharacterized. Bases 563 to 2608 code for a protein of 681 amino acids. The transcript has 13 exons. The record is from RefSeq and is a predicted model, not a curated record. Gene Ontology annotation, molecular function: GTPase activator activity. Gene Ontology annotation, biological process: signal transduction. NCBI's taxonomy places the organism in Eukaryota, Metazoa, Arthropoda, Insecta, Hymenoptera, Figitidae.